This is a messenger RNA of Annulohypoxylon truncatum, 5815 nucleotides long. RefSeq names its product phospholipase D. Bases 333 to 5783 code for a protein of 1816 amino acids. The transcript is spliced from 2 exons. The record is from RefSeq and is a predicted model, not a curated record. NCBI's taxonomy places the organism in Eukaryota, Fungi, Ascomycota, Sordariomycetes, Xylariales, Hypoxylaceae. Gene Ontology annotation, molecular function: catalytic activity. Gene Ontology annotation, biological process: cell motility.
UUUACUUCCUCAGCAGAUCUUCUAGGGAACCGCGACUGACUUUAAUUAUUGCAAUUAUUAACCAGUAUCCGACUCCCUUUUAUCUUACGACGUUCAAACUCUUCAACCUUACAUACAUACAAUUGAGACUCUAAAACACUUACCUACCUUGUCUUCCUUGGUGCGUCUUACCUGGAGAGAAUGGCAAUGUUAUGUAAGUGAGAGAAUAUCGUCGGAUUGCAGGGACGUCUUGGAUCUUCCGGUCGAAUCGGUAGACCUAGACCGAACUUAAGCUGCAAUACAAAUACAAAUACCACGUCCUCCAAAACCAGACUGCCGACCUAACAAGGAAUAUGUCUACUCUGGAACACGACGAUUCGGUCUCUUCUACGACAUGGAACCCUCGAACUUCCUCUCUCCCGCAUACACGUCUCCAUCCGCCAUCCUCCCCAUCUCCUGCUUCGAACGAACCCCUGCCACCUCCCGAUGCUACAACGUCCCAUUCUCCCUCUUCUGCAAGGUCAAACUCCGAGCAACCAACAGACUAUCUGAAUGGAGGACGGCCGCAUGAUAAUGCCUCCCCCCUUAGUGCCAUCUCAUCUUCAUUUUUGAGCCAGCCGGCAGCUUUGCGAUCUCCAUCUCCCCUGAGAAAUUCCGAGCUCCAAGGAUCGGAAGGAGAUGCUACUGCACAAGAAGAACCGACCUCUCCUGGGCGCCGUAGUGUGCAAUUUGCUCGCGCCGAUGUUUUAGUCGAUCCUCCUCGACAACAUGUCAGACAUGGUUCAUGGGAUGAAGGGGAUCCAAGGAAUAGGUCUCGUGGUGAGCGAUGGAUUUCGAAGCUGAGAUCAACCCUGGGUAGCUCGGGUGCCAUACAGCCACCCAAGUCUCCAGGCGCUUCUGAACAGACAUCCCACUCAGCUAACGCCUCGCCCGUCGUAGGCAGAUCCUACCGCGUCCCUGAUACCCUAGAUGAAGAGGAGGGGAGUGAUGCCGAUGUGGAGGCAAGUGCUGAUGAAAGUCAUGAUAGAGACGCGCCCAAGAGUAAAAGGAGGAGGAUGCGACGUCGCCUUAAGCAGUUAGAAAUGUUCACUGCCCCGAACUCUCCCCGCCUCCCCGAUGAUCUGGACUCUCCGAGACCAAGCCGCUUAAACACGAUGGUCAGGCGUUCGACAAUGCCUGAACCUGCCGAGCAUCGUGGUGGUAUGUCGGAGGGAGAAGGUCGCGACCACUUGACUGGUCGAAGGCCUGCGUGGACGCGUGGCAGCUCGUGGAUUGGUUCUCCACGGCCUGGGAAUCCCUCGGCUGAAGAUGUCGAGAAUGUCCAACCUCGUACCCCUGGCCACCGGCGCCGCAUCUCUGAGAUGUUUGGCGCGGGUGGGACGUCCGACGGCGGUGACUGGCUGACUACACCGAGGCGGCCGUUCUUGGGUGCCGAUCGGGCUGCAACGUUUGGCGUGCAGAGGUGGAAGCAGGUAAAGCAUACGCUGCGAAUGUUAGGGAAAAGAAGGACAGACCAAUUUGACUUUUACAAAUCCGCUGAGCUCAUGGCGGAACUACGAGCUGUGACGCCGGCUGUUGUCAUCCUUGCCAGUAUGUUGCAGAGAGACGAACAUGGGAACAAACGUAUACCUGUUCUUCUGGAACAGCUAAAUUUACGGGUUGUCGAUAGCCGCCCGGAAGAUAGCACGAGCGAAAGACAUACGAUAUUUACGAUCGCUUUGGAAUACGGUAGUGGAUUGAGCCGGAUGAGGUGGACCGUCACCCGUAGCGUCAGAGAGAUUUGGAAUAUCCAUUGGAAGUACAGGUUGUCUUUGAAGAACGACAUCACGCUUCAAACUACUACAAACCAGAAGAACCGUCCAAAGCAGCCUCGGUUCCCGCGAAAGGCAUUCCCUUAUCUGCGAACUUACCAAAACUUAGAGGAGUCCGAUGAAGAAGAAAAGCCACCGGGGACCAGAGCUGACGAGACGGUUGCUGAAGGUACCGCCGGAGAAGGGACUGCUGCCGAAGGCACGGCUAGCGAUAAUGAUAGACGCCCGAACGCCCAUAGGAAGAAAUCGCGCAUCAACACAUUUUUGCCACGACGACAAUCUUCGGGCCUCGGAGAUAAUGGUGAAACGUCACUGGCUAGUGUCCAGAAUUCUGCUGCUCUGAAGAAGAAAUACAUCGAGAGACAGAGGAAAACCCUAGAAAAGUAUCUACAAGAGAUGGUGCAUUGGCUGAUGUUUCGUGCUGACAGCAAUCGUCUCUGUAAGUUCCUGGAACUCUCUGCUCUAGGUGUGCGACUGGCCGCCGAGGGCAGCUUUCAUGGAAAGGAAUGCUAUUUGCAUAUUCAGUCAACGAAAGGCAUUGACUUCAGACGAGUGCUUAGUCCGCAAAAAGUCAUAGCGCGGCACAGUCGCAAGUGGUUUCUUGUCAGACAGAAUUAUAUCGCUGUCGUCGAGUCGCCGGCAACUAUGAAUAUAUACGAUGUCUACCUUGUGGACCCUUUGUUCCGUGUCGUAUCCAAGAAAAAUACCCUUAAAAGAUUUGGUGCGAAAUUGAAGGUCGAGGGAGAAAAGGGCGGCGACAAUGAUGAUAACCAUCUCACCGACGACGAGUCUCGUGGGAAACACCACACCCUGAAGCUAUACUCCGCAGAUCGGAAGAUCAAGCUAUUCUCCCGUAACCAGACUGUGCUACGCCAGUUCGAAGAGUCCGUCGUCGACAUGCUGAAGCAGACCCAAUGGCAUGAGCACCACAGAUUUGAUAGCUUCGCUCCUGUACGAAAAGCAGCAUUUGCCCAAUGGUUAGUCGAUGGGCGAGAUUACAUGUGGAACGUCUCUCGUGCCAUAAGCAUGGCGCAGGAUGUCAUCUACAUCCACGACUGGUGGCUAAGCCCUGAGCUAUAUAUGCGGCGACCAGCCUGCAUCAGUCAGAAGUGGCGGCUGGAUCGUCUGCUUCAGAGGAAGGCCAAAGAAGGUGUUAAAGUUUUCAUCAUCAUAUAUCGAAAUGUGGAACAAGCCAUUCCGAUAGACUCGGAGUACACGAAGUUCUCACUUCUUAAUCUUCACGAUAACAUUCUGGUCUUGAGGUCGCCAAAUCAAUUGAAGAAGAACCAGUUUUUCUACGCACACCACGAAAAAGUCUGCAUCGUCGACCACGAUGUGGCCUUCCUUGGUGGCAUUGACCUCUGUUUUGGCCGUUGGGAUAACCCGCAACACCCAAUCACGGACGAUCGACCAACAGGUAUGGAGCCGGAUGGGGACCGUCCCCGUGAUGCAGAGCACUGUCAACUUUUCCCGGGCAAGGACUACUCGAACCCGCGUGUCCUAGAUUUCUUCAAGCUCAAUGAGCCCUACGAGGAGAUGUACGAUCGGAGCAAGGUCCCGAGGAUGCCUUGGCAUGAUAUUGCCAUGCAAGUUGUUGGCCAGCCAGCGCGCGAUCUUACCCGUCAUUUUGUGCAGCGAUGGAAUUACUUACGACGUGAAAGGAAGCCCACUCGGCCGACACCUUUCUUGCUUCCUCCCCCCGAUGCCAAUCCGGUAGAUCUCGAGGCUCUCGGUCUUUCUGGGACGUGUGAAGUCCAGAUCCUGCGUUCGGCAGGUGAUUGGUCCCUGGGAUACCCAAAAGACUUGAGAGAGCAUAGUAUCCAGUCGGCAUACGUGAAGCUUAUCGAAGAAUCUGAGCAUUUCGUUUACAUGGAAAACCAGUUCUUCAUCACGAGCACCGAGACACUGAACACAAGAGUGGUAAAUCGAAUCGGCGACGCUCUCGUCGAGCGUAUUAUUAGAGCCCAUGAGAAAGACGAGGAGUGGCGGUGUUGCAUUCUCAUUCCUCUGAUGCCUGGCUUCCAGAACACAGUGGACCAAGCUGAGGGGAGCAGCGUACGUUUAAUUAUGCAAUUUCAGUACCGAAGCAUCUGCAGGGGGCCGAAUUCGAUCUUUGGCCGUUUACAAGCAGUAGGUAUUGAACCGGAAGAUUAUAUCUCAUUCUUCAGUUUGAGGCAGUGGGGCCGAAUCGGCGCCCAUAACCAGCUUGUGACGGAGCAACUAUAUAUUCAUGCUAAAACUAUCAUCGUCGAUGAUCGGGUUGUUCUGAUAGGAUCGGCUAAUAUCAACGAACGGUCAAUGUUAGGCAACCGGGACUCGGAAGUCGCCGCCAUCGUUCGAGAUACCGAUAUGAUGUGGUCGACGAUGGCAGGUGAGACUUACCGAGUCGGUCGAUUUGCUCACACUCUUCGCAUGAGAUUGAUGAGGGAGCAUCUCGGAUUAGACGUAGAUGAAAUAACAGAAGAGGAGAGACAAGCGGAGCUCAGUGCGGAAGCACGUUUUGAAGCUGAGAUGGGUCAAAUGUAUGGGGACGAUGAUGAGAGUCCGCCUGCGGAGGAAUUGGCGCAUGCAGGUCCGAGCGCAUUUCACCGAGCGACAAGCUUUAACCAUGAUGUUGCCAUUGAAGAACGUGAUCGCCCGUCUUCUUCUUCAUCCUCGUCGUCAUCCUCGUCAAGUUCGAGAAACAGGUCACCAGAACGUGAUCUUCGAGUACAUGGGAACGAGAAACAUGAUAGGGAUGUUGAGGGCUACGGCCCGGACCACUGGAAAGCAGCGCAAGCCAAGGGGAUUGAUCAGGGUAAUGAUUCCGCUGUCAUAAAUGGACACGAAGUCCUUCUCCACAGGGCUGGCCCCUCUAAUCAUAGGCUUGGUACCAAAUCCGGCGAACCGCAUCCCGACGGCUCUUCUAAAGGUUCGUCUCAACGUGAUCUUGGUAAGGGCAAUGAAGAGCUUCCCCCGGCCCAGCUAGACCCAUCACCUAGAUCCCAGCUACCACACCACGGACAACUUCCACCAUUACCAGUGCUGGACGAUACCGAUAUAGGGGGCCCCCCAAUGCGCCUAGACGAGUCCGGGAAGCCUACGAAUGAGCCGCUGAACCCCCUAGUCGCAGAUAUCGUCCCUACUCGAGUCGACAAGGACUGUAUGCGCGAUCCAGUUAACCCUGCAUUUUGGGAUGAUAUCUGGACAAGAGUUGCGUCGAAUAACACGAAGUUGUACCGCCGAGUUUUUAGAUGUAUGCCCGACAGUGAUGUAACCACAUGGAAGGAAUACAACGAAUUUGAGGACUAUGCGCGUCGAUUCAAAGAGAGUAUGGCAGGUUCUAGGAAUGACGAGUCUGAAAUCAGCCCUCAAAUGAGCCAUCUUGGUGGAGUGGCAGCAGGCAUCGCAGCGCCCGCUGCGGCACAAGGAGCUCCUGAAGUUUCUGAGAAGCUUCGCGUUGACCAGCGCAAUGAAGGCAAUCCAAAGGUUGUGAUAUCUAACGGAAGCACGGGUGCCCUGAAUGAAAAGGUUCCAAUGUCCGAAGGCGGCCAUGCGUCAGAGGACGCGAGGCCUGACCUCGGCAUCGAGACAGAGAAGGUUCGUACAAAGAAUUCCGUCGAACCACCAUCGCCUGUACAGCCUGCCGGAGAUACUCCGUUUCCGGCGUACGAUGGCCAAGUCGACACGGCGCAUUUGGAUCCUCAGAGUGAAAAACGAGACCGGAGGGCAACUUUCUCGUCAUGUGAGAAAUCAGCACCAGAAUCCGGAACCACGACCAAUCCCUACAAUCAUAACUCGACGAGACGUCGCCGACGAGCCACUACUAAGGGUAGUCGACGCGGACCUGUCUUUCCGUACGAGCUUCUCGGCCGUGAGGAGGCUGAUGAGUUGUGUGGUAUGAUCCAGGGGACCCUUGUUCAAUUCCCGUACGACUGGCUUGAAGCUGAGGAGAAGGAUAACCACUGGCUAUACCAGGCUGACUUGCUGGCGCCCAAGGAAAUCUAUGACUAAAUAUCCUUAUCAUCCCCUGCGUCUCCAAAUCA